ACAGAGGGUUGUCGCUACUUACCACAAGCACAAAGUCAAAAUUGGCUAUUAUCGUAAAACUGAAAACAAAAAUUUGCUUUUUGGUCUUAAUUUAAGGUUAGGUUUAGUCAUCAGGUCAGCAGUGUGCUUAAGGUUAGGGUUAGGUUUAAAAUCAGAUUUUAAGAAGAUAAUUUGUUUAAAAAAAUAGGCGGGGUUUAGCAAUAAUUAUGACCUUGUGGCUUUGGUAACUAGUGACUACCGUAUGGGUUUGACAGAUCGUGGAGCGGAGCGGAGCUGACUGAUGGAAAACCAAAGAAACUAUGGGAAUAACAAGCCCUUCUCCAUUCGACCAACCUUCAGGAUAUGCAACGAAUGAACAAAUAGGCGACAAAGCUAGUAACAUUUUAAUUUAAACAUGUCCCACCUCUAGUUUGUCAAGUAGAAGAAGCGGGGAAAAGUAGAAAGGUGAUGCUGCUGAACAGAAAUAAUGUUCCCGUGUUUUCGACGUUAAUGAACGUGGAAUAGAGCAGGCGAGGAACACAUCAUCAGGCGAAAGUCGGACUGUCCAGGAUCCAACUAGCUCAGCUAUCUAGCUACUGCUUGGAUCAAUUGUUUGCAUGCAACAAAGCAGGGCGGGAAUGGUGGCGCCAUGACCGAGGGUGGCUGAGAGUCAGGGGAGAAGCCACACAGCGCCAUGGAGGGCACCAGGGCCGCCAUCUUGGCGCCGGUCAGAAGCGACGCCCCUCGGCGGGAUCGGAAGCGGCGUGUCGGGGGUCCGGUAAGGAAGGGGGGGGUCUGCCAGAACAGGACCACCUCCCCACAUGGGGAGCGCACCUCGGACGGCGAGAAGGAGCCGGAGUCAGCCUUGAAGGAACUGAAACCACGCCCGCUGCUGAAGGGGCUGGGUAAAUGGGAGACUGAGGGGGAGCGAGGAGCGGAGGUGUCACCUGAGGGGGAGGAUGGCCUUUGCUCCUGGGACAUGGACUCUCAGGACGACGAGGCGCAGCAGCAGGAGAAAGAGGAGGAGAACCAGAAACAGAAGAAGGGGAGUAGUAACAGCCCUGCCCCCUCCAGCAGCUGCACAGAUCUGUCCCAGACGUCGUCUCCAUCGCUGUCGGACCAGCUCUUCCUGGGUCGAGAGGAAGGGACUGGGGCCGGGAUCAACGUGGAAUGUCGGAUCUGUGGAGACAAAGCCUCGGGGUUCCACUACGGAGUACACGCCUGUGAAGGCUGCAAGGGGUUUUUCCGGCGGACCAUCCGUAUGAAGCUGGAGUAUGAGCGCUGUGAGCGCAGCUGUAAGAUCCAGAAGAAGAGCAGGAACAAGUGCCAGUACUGUCGCUUCCAGAAGUGCCUGCUGCUAGGCAUGUCCCAUGAUGCGAUCCGGUACGGCCGCAUGCCGGAGGCGGAGAAGAGAAAGCUGGUGGCGGGCCUCCUGGCGGGAGAUACGACUCCGACCACCAACCCCAACGGCUCGGACCUCAAAUCCCUGGCCAAGCAGGUCAACAACGCCUACCUAAAGAACCUCAACAUGACCAAGAAGAAGGCUCGCAGCAUCCUCACCGGCAAGAACAGCGCCAGCCCGGUAGCGUAUCCAUAUCCCUUUGUGAUCCACGACAUGGACUCGUUGCACCAGGCUGAGAAUGGGCUGGUGUGGAACCAGCUGAUCAACGGGACGCCGCCCAACAAGGAGAUAGGGGUGCACGUGUUCUACCGCUGCCAAUGCACCACGGUGGAGACGGUCAGGGAGCUCACGGAGUUCGCCAAGAGCAUCCCCGGCUUUGUAGACCUCUUCCUCAACGACCAGGUAACGCUGUUGAAAUACGGCGUGCACGAGGCCAUCUUCGCCAUGCUUCCCUCGCUCAUGAACAAGGAUGGGCUGCUGGUGGCCAACGGGAAGGGCUUUGUGACCCGGGAGUUCCUGCGCAGCCUGCGGCGGCCUUUUAGCGAGAUCAUGGAGCCCAAGUUUGAGUUUGCCGUUAAGUUCAAUGCCCUGGAGCUGGAUGACAGUGACCUGGCCCUGUUUGUGGCCGCCAUCAUCCUCUGUGGAGACCGUCCGGGGCUGAUGAACAUCAAGCAGGUGGAGGAGAUUCAGGACAGCAUCCUGCAGGCCCUGGACCAGCACCUGCUGGGCAACCACGCUGACUCACAUUACCUCUUCCCCAAGCUGCUCAACAAGAUGGCCGACCUGCGCCAGUUGGUCACAGAGAACGCCAUACUGGUCCAGAAGAUUAAGAAGACUGAGUCAGAGACCUCACUUCACCCGCUGCUGCAGGAGAUCUACAAGGACAUGUACUGACUGGACUGAACUGGACCGCACUGGUUUUAGCUUCCUAGAACAGCGGUGGUGUUCACUCACUCCUUUCCUGUGAGUGGGAGUCACGGGUGCAUGUUUUUAUUCCAGCCCAGAACUAACACACCCGACUCAACUCCUCAGCCAAUCAAUCACGACCUUGAUCAGUUGUCAAGUGUGUCAGCGUUUUAUUCUAACGUUUUUAAUAAAAGCAUGAGGAAAACGGAUACCUGAAUUGGCAAUGUGCAGACUGGGGGGAGUAAUGACUAUGAAUAUAGCUGCACACUCUUGUUCCGAUGCAAUUGAUUUAUAAAGAAUCACCAUAGUUUGGGCAGCAAGCUGCCUUCAUCAGGGUCUCUUGACUGUCUCUGGACUGGAUGGAAUGACAUAUUUAGAACAUAUACUGAUUGGGAAUGGAGCAAUGGACUAAUGGGAGAUAUACAAAGUAACACACUCUACCACAUAUUAAACAUGUGUGGAAAUGGUUGGGUGUCCCAAAUAUAAGCUGAUUUUGAGCUGUUUCAAGACAUAAUCGAUGCAGUUGUAUAGCAGGCUUUUAACUGUGGUUGGACAGGACUGACAGUUGACAGGCUUGUAGUGUCCUGCUCUCAACGUGGUGACGGUGCAGAGGUAUUCCAGGAGAAUAGCAAACAGCUCCCCAACCAACGCCACAACAAAACCAAGACUCCUCAUUUUCCCCAUCUAUUUUUCGACCGAUGAUCUGCGUUGCUAUUUUUAUACAACAGAUUUUUGUAGUCUCUCCCAAUCGCGAGUGUUUUUUACAACGGUCAACCCAUUCUUAACCCUGCAAUUCAGGGUUAUCACCAGACUGUUCUGCCAUUGUUGUUUGUGCUACAAACUCUCUGAGAGGUCGUGAUGCUGAUAUUCAGAAAAAUGCUGGUUCUGCUUGCCUGUACAAAUAAGAGGGUCGUCGGCAACCAUGGGUGUCCCCUUUCCCAUUCCUAAGGCCCUUACACUGGUAUAAGCUAACACCAAACCCCCUUAACUCUCCUUUCCUCAUAUGGAUACCUUCAGUACAAAUUCACACUCGUAAACCUCCCAAUUAUCUGCCAAUCAUAGAACGGAUUUGAUUGAUAACUCACAACCCCCCUUCCAUGUCACUCCCCCAGAGACUGUGUCUGAUAGUAGGAGCAGUUAAUAUUUGUAGAUACCCCCCCUCCUCCUGUUAGACCAGGAAGCACAUGGACAUACUCAGUCAGUCUCACUUCUCAAUGGACACAUACAUUUAUAGAUUCUUACAACCUCCUAACCUCAAUACCUUUUGUUUUCUUUUGUGUACAACUGUUGGGUCUAAAACCAUGGGGCGAUUCUGUGUUGUCACACUGUGAAGGUUAACCUGACCACAGGGUCUGUGUAAGAUGUCUCCGUGCAUGAUUUUACUUAUAUGUUUAAGUUAGAUUACUUAAUUAUGUAUAAUUGGAAGUAUUAUUUGUAUGUAUUCUUUCAGCCAGGCGGUGUUCUGUAACCUGCGCACUGUCGAUAAGCCAAACUCUGAAGCCGGUCGCAUGCUUUCCAGUCGAAACAGUUCACGCAUAUACACUUUUGACCGGUAGUGUAUUACGACAAACUUUAUUGACGGUUUUGUUUGUUUUGUUGUUCGGUAGGGUUUUUUCCGGCUGUUCCCACACACAUUUUUUCUUGAGGCAAGUCUAAGUUCGGUAGCCGACGCGUACGCCCCUUCAUCGGUGAUAGGUCAACAGUAGGGGUGGGAACUAUGAACGGGAUUGUUAAAUGAAGUGUUUGCUGUCAUUCAACGAGAGCACAGCAGCAGCUUAUUGUCUGCACUGCACUACUAGUUUUCAUGCACAUUAUUUCACUUGAAGUACUGCACCAAACAUCUUAGUCGUGCAAUUCUACAUCUAAGACCUCCUCGGCAAAAACUUCAAUUUUCUAUUUUGAAGAAGUGUUACUGGCUAUGCUGCUAUGGUGGCUCAAGAGGAAUAAAUAACAGUAAUAUUGCUGCUUUUUUUCUCUUUUUUCAAGAGAAGGACUUAAGGGAGUAUGCGAGCACAAACAUUCGCUUCGCCUAGCCGAGUUCUGCUAGGAGCAAACCGAACCUAUGUAUGCGGAUGCCUUAACAGUACAUUUCUCAUAUGAUGAGCUUCCCUCUCUUUCCUUCUUUCCCUCUCUUCUCAUUCUUCCGCAGAGUAUGGUGCGAAGGAUUUGGCCAACUAUCGGUCACUCGCACAGUCUAACUUCAGACAGGGAAUGAACCAUUUUGUAAUACUUAGAGAAAAAUGGAUCCUCCUCCUUUAGUUGCUUCGCUCCUCCUUUCCCUCUUUCACUUCCUCACUGGUCUGAAAGGCCUGAUCAAGUGAAAUCAAUACAGCAAAGACUUCUGUAGAACUUCCACCAUAUAGACUUUACCUAUCCAUUUAUUUUAGAUCAGUGAUCAACUGAAGGGAGUUGAAAUGCAUGCCAACGGUUAAGACAUCACUGCUAGAAAUAUAUUGACUUGAUCUAUUGCUCUGGACAAACCAUCAGAAUUCUGAAGCUGUUGGAGUUCUUAGAUGCAGGGGGACCAAUCUAUUUUGCCAUGAGAGGAAAUUGGUUUAUCCUCAUUCUUUAGGUCAACCAAUUAUGGUAACUGAUGAAAUACUGCAUUUCCUACAUAGCAAUUAUUUAAGUGAUAUGCAAAUCAAUGUAUGUUUCUAUUUUUAUUAUUUUCUAUAUUGUGACAUAGAAUUACUGCAAAAAUGUUUGUAUUAGUGGAGGACAUAUGUGACUCCUUGCCUAUACAGUAGAUGGGUUGCCAAAUUGUUACAUAGAUAUCUCUUGAAUAAGCGCUUCAGCUGUCUAUUUCAGCUCACAGGAAGUUGCUCAAGCACAACUCAUUGAUCUGAUGCUGAUGACCUACAGCAGAAAUGUUCACACAAUGCUGCAUUGGCCAUGUUCUGUUGCCAAGUUGAGGAUGAUGAUGAUGAAGUGAAAAGUGUUCAACCACCUGAUCUGGUUACAGUACUCUGUAUCCACUUGGAGUCAGUGUACCCUGGGGGGGGGGGUCGUUUUUCCCCCUGUGCGCACCUUUUUCUUCAUCUAACAAGUCUUCCUUUCUCUCAGUAUGAAUAUUCUUCUAUUUUUUUCUGCUUUUUGUCUGAUGCCCCUGGUGUCACAGACCACCUGUGGUUAUUAUUAAACAUGUAUUGUCACUUUUGUGUCAGUAAACUUUUAGCGAUAUGGUUUGGUGCUGUACUGUUCUAAGUUACUGUCCAUGCUCUUUUCUGACUUCUCGCAGUCAAAUGACUAUGCCGCCCCCUCUGAAUUCCCUUAACUUGCAGCACUGUUACCUAACUAAAGAAGUUGUCAAUUAAAAACCCUUCUCCUUGUUGUGUUUCAGUUUUUGUUUUUACAUUUCCUUGUUACUUUUCAGUUACUGAAUAGAACUUGUUACAAUGAAAUGUCAGCAAAGUAUUACUGCUGCACAACAUAUUUUCCAGGAGCAAGAAGCUAAAAAAUAUAUUGGAAUCUCAAUGGUUGACUGAAUUUAUUUCCCCAUAAAAUGUAUGAGCACAACAACUAGCACAGGUCUGAAAUAUUCUACCGUCUACAACCGCAAACUGCAUUUCCUCCGUGUAAACACCUGGUGUUAACUGUCUGAUGGAUAGGAUUUCUACCUUCUGUACAGAACUUCCUACAAAUGGUUGAAUAAAACAUUGAGUAAUACUUUU
Messenger RNA from Coregonus clupeaformis (lake whitefish), 5958 nucleotides. Its product is annotated as peroxisome proliferator-activated receptor delta. Gene Ontology annotation, molecular function: zinc ion binding; RNA polymerase II cis-regulatory region sequence-specific DNA binding; nuclear receptor activity. NCBI's taxonomy places the organism in Eukaryota, Metazoa, Chordata, Actinopteri, Salmoniformes, Salmonidae. Gene Ontology annotation, biological process: hormone-mediated signaling pathway; negative regulation of transcription by RNA polymerase II; negative regulation of inflammatory response. Bases 674 to 2275 code for a protein of 533 amino acids. The record is from RefSeq and is a predicted model, not a curated record. The transcript is spliced from 8 exons. Gene Ontology annotation, cellular component: nucleus.